This is a messenger RNA of Danaus plexippus (monarch butterfly), 1623 nucleotides long. Its product is annotated as retinol dehydrogenase 11-like. The record is from RefSeq and is a predicted model, not a curated record. Bases 514 to 1464 code for a protein of 316 amino acids. NCBI's taxonomy places the organism in Eukaryota, Metazoa, Arthropoda, Insecta, Lepidoptera, Nymphalidae. The transcript is spliced from 2 exons.
UACUAAACGCCGGAGUGUGCGUACGCGUCGCGUUGUUAACUGUUACAUAACGGUGAAUGAAUUUGUACCGUUCCGUAUAUAAAUCACCUUGAAUAUAAACGAUGAUAUCCGAAGCUACGAUCAAUAACAAGAUGUGAUAAGAUAAUUACAUGUUAUAAAUUAAUAAGAAGAUUUUUAAUAAAUAUACAUUGAUAUCCACUUAACGUUGCUAGAAAGAGAAUAUAAUACAUAAGCAAAAAAUAUUGUGGAACCAUUGUUAUCUGACAGAAUUGUGUUUAAUAAAUGUCCAGUAAAAAAAAGUGAAAAAAUAUAACAUUGAAUACAAAAUAAUGUAUCUCGUUCACCUUCAAGGAAAAAUACUGAAGGUAAACUUUUGUACUUGAACUAUCUGUGAUCGUAAUAUAAAUUACAAUAUUAAAAUAAUAUUAACCGUAAACACAACUAUCAUCAGUGAAUUUGUCGAUUUAAAACGAAUUUUGUUAUUUAUCUGUGAGCAUUAAUCUGCGGUGCAGGAUGGAUUUAACGAUUGUAAUAUUAAUUUAUACGAUCAUUUUAAUAUUAUUAUCAUUUUGGAUAUAUUGCAAAAUAACUUGCGGCAUUUGUGAAUAUAGUGGACAUUUAAUCGGAAAGACUGUUAUCGUAACCGGUGCAAACUCAGGUAUAGGUUACGAAACCGCUAAAGAUCUCGCCCAGAGGGGUGCUAAAGUUAUAUUAGCCUGCAGGAAUCUAGCGCGAGGAGCAAGUGCUAGAGACAAAAUUAUUGCCUCUUCAAACAACAACAAUGUACACUUACUCCAUUUAGAUUUAGCUUCGCUCGCAUCUGUGAGAAGAUUUGUUGAUAGCAUUGUGCAAAACGAAGAGCGCUUAGAUAUUCUUAUAAACAAUGCUGGACAAUACUACACUGAAAAUAAGAAGACGGAAGACGGAUUGGUACUUGGGAUGCAAGUUAAUUACUUCAGUUCAUUUCUUUUAACAUCGCUUCUACUCCCUUUAUUAAAAGCAUCAGCACCGAGUCGAAUAAUUAACGUUUCAUCAAUUGUGCACUUUUAUGGGAGAACAGACUUAAAUAAUUUAAACACGGAAUACAGUGGUAUUUUUAAUUCACACAUAGUUUACGCUACUGCAAAGCUCUGUUUGCUACAAAUGACUAUGGAAUUAAAUCGCAGAUACAAGUUCACGGGCUUAACAGCGUACGCUCUUCAUCCUGGAGUUGUAAACACGGAAAUGGUUCAACACUUAAAUUCGUGGUUCAUUAGAAAUGUUUUAAAAAUUUUCCAAACAUUCCAUAAAACACCAUGGGAAGGAGCACAAACUACGAUAUAUUUAGCUGUAUCGCCUGAAAUCAAUAAGAGUGGAUUUUUUUUCAAAGAUUGCCGCGAAGCGAGAUGUAGUAGAGCUGUACAAGAUUUGGAGAGUGCCACUAAACUAUGGGAGCUUUCAGAAAGGUAUGUAAAUUUGAAAUAAAGCCAGUUAUUUGACAAAAAAUAACGAGAAAAUAUUAAUUUUAAGCGAUACAAAUAAAAUAAACAACAGGGCUUAAAUAAAAAUAAAUCGCAGCAGAACGUUGCGAGAAAAGUGUCAACUUGUCACUUGAAUAUCAAAGCUCAGAGGAAUAACUAUAAA